UUGCCUAAAUCUUGCAAGUGACUUGUCAAUUUGGUGCGGUGUGCAAAGUACAAAAAAAACAUAAGUUGUUAUCAUCCCUACUAUUACUACCUAUUGCUACUGGAUUCCAUAAAAUCGAAGCUCCGACACAGUUUUCCUGCAGAGUCACGUUGAAUCAGCUGUAAUUAUCUAAGAUGGCAAAGGCAGUGUGCGUUCUGAACGGCGAGGUCAAGGGGACGCUGUGGUUCCAACAGGACGGAGAGAAAGGUCCGGUCGUCGUCUCCGGCGAGGUGUCCGGCUUGAAGCAGGGCCUCCACGGAUUCCACAUCCACGAGUUCGGUGACAACACCAACGGUUGCAUCUCGGCCGGGCCCCACUUCAAUCCGCAGGGCAAGGAUCACGGCGGUCCCACCUCCGACGUACGUCACGUCGGUGACCUGGGCAACGUAGAGGCCGGUAGCAACGGCGUCGCCAUGGUGUCCAUCUCCGACAAGGAGAUCUCGUUGUUCGGCAACAACAGCAUCCUGGGACGCACCCUCGUCGUCCACGCCGAUCCCGACGACAUGGGAGCGGGCGGACACGAACUCAGCAAGACCACAGGAAACGCCGGCGCUCGUCUCGCUUGCGGCGUCAUCGGCAUCGCCUCCAAGAAGUAAACAGUUGAAGAAGAAACAAAAAAAAAAAAACAAAAGCUGGAGAGUACCAUUCCAUAGCUGGCUUUGCUACCCUUCCAAAAACACAAAUUUCGUUUAAUUUGCAUACAGUUAUUAUUUUCCUUUUUUCUAUUAUAAUUUGCGGGUUCUUAUUAGGAUAAUACUGUUGCGUACACGCAGAUAGAUACGUUGUCAUUGUUUUAUUUUGUUUCGAAAAUAUAAAUAUAUACAUUAUAUUAGAACGA
Messenger RNA from Nicrophorus vespilloides, 877 nucleotides. It is a transcript of the gene Sod1, whose product is annotated as superoxide dismutase [Cu-Zn]. Gene Ontology annotation, biological process: removal of superoxide radicals. The coding region runs from base 174 to 635 and encodes 153 amino acids. NCBI's taxonomy places the organism in Eukaryota, Metazoa, Arthropoda, Insecta, Coleoptera, Silphidae. The transcript is spliced from 2 exons. The record is from RefSeq and is a predicted model, not a curated record. Gene Ontology annotation, molecular function: superoxide dismutase activity; copper ion binding.